AUGAGCCUAAUAUUCACAUUACUUUUUCUUACUGUUGCUGCUUUCCAUGUGCAGUUCGUUCAUACAUUCAUUUGGCGAUUCAAUGAAGGAUUAGAUGAGCCAGUAACAAUGUCACGUAAUCUACGAGCCAAAGAAAUUUCACCACCCAGUUAUAUGAAACGCUUCGAACGUGAACCAAACGAACAGCUGUUGCGACAUAUUUGGUUAAAUAUUUUACAACCGAAAAUGCUGAGGCGUCACGAUUUGUCGCAACCAUUAUUUUAUUUGCCUUUGUGGAAAGAACAUUAA
This is a messenger RNA of Brugia malayi, 288 nucleotides long. RefSeq lists its product as uncharacterized. The record is from RefSeq and is a predicted model, not a curated record. The coding region runs from base 1 to 288 and encodes 95 amino acids. The transcript has 2 exons. NCBI's taxonomy places the organism in Eukaryota, Metazoa, Nematoda, Chromadorea, Rhabditida, Onchocercidae.